Molecule: messenger RNA, 2187 nt
Organism: Mytilus trossulus (common blue mussel)
Lineage: Eukaryota; Metazoa; Mollusca; Bivalvia; Mytilida; Mytilidae
Exons: 5
Coding region: 324-1574 (416 amino acids)
Biological process (GO): protein polyubiquitination
Molecular function (GO): ubiquitin protein ligase activity
Source: RefSeq, a predicted model, not a curated record
CUUGUGAGUUCGUCUGUCUGUCCAACAGAGACGCCAUUAAAACGCCUACCGGAGAAGAAAAGGUGGUGCUGAAAAGAGCAGGCUUGGGAAACAAGAAAAUACAAUUUUGCUUAGAUGAUAGUGAAGAGCUCUUCACAAAAAAACUAUUUAGCGAGGAAGGAUUCAACAAGUUGCGAGAUUGUGGUGGGUUUGAGCUUCUACGAUGCCAAAGCAAUUGCAGAUUACUAGAAAUCAUAUCUAGUAAAUAUACACCAGAAAGUUUGAGGUCAAUAAUUGGUGGUCAAUCUAAAAUUUACAUUCGACCAAUUCAAGCAAACUUAUCAAUGAGUGCAAGUCCCGUUGUCCAGAUUGCAAAUACAUCGGAAAUAAAAGAAAAAUGCAGAUUUUGCGAAAAAGAUAUUCUGAUAACAGAUCUUAGAGAUCAUUUGAAGGAUUGUGAUGAUAAUGUACAAAAUGUACAGUCAACAGAACCUUUUGCAGAAAUACAAAGCACAUCUAGUUUUAACCUUCCAACAGAAUUUGAUUCGGUUGACAAUUCAGAUGAAGAUCUUCCACCUUUGCAUUUAGCUAGAAAUAAUAAUGAAACCACUACUGAAAUGACGGGACAGACUGAAGAUCUAUUGAAGCGAACAAUAAACUCUUGCAUAGAUUUCUGUACCGAACAUAAGGUAACAGAUCCUGUUGACAUUCUUCGGCACAUACAAGAGAAAAUUGUUUGUGGCCGAGACCUGGAUCUUUCAGAUGAUGCCACAACUAAUGAUGGUGAAACCAAUUUUAUUUUGGUUGAUAGGGAUACUUUGUUGCAAUCGGCUUUUGAAGAGAUAACUGCCCUUACAGAUCUUAGAUUGACUUUGCAAGUACAGUUUUAUGAGGAGGGUGCAGUUGAUUUGGGUGGACCACGAAAGGAAUUUUUUGCAAUUCUAAUGAGAGAUAUCAAACAGAAGUAUUUUGAUCCAGUUAAGGAGUGGUCAAAAGAUUAUGAGGUUAUUGGGAAGAUAUUUGCUCUCAGCAUCCUUCAGAAUGGAGCUCUACCACGAAUCAUGACAACAGAUCUGAUAGAAGAACUUUUUGAAACGGAGGAACCAAGGCAAUUUGUAAAAGACCUUCGCAGGGGUCUUGAUUCUUUGGGAUUUUAUCAGUUGGUCAGAAGUUUACCCUCAUUAAUCCACUUGUUCACACCAAUUCAACCAACCCCGAUCACUUUCAAGAAAAUAACAACUUUAUUGAAGCCUGAGUUUGCUGCAGAGGGGUCAAAUCGAAUGAAAGCCGAAAAAAAAGUCUAUUCUAAAUUUCUUAAAUAUUUAAGAGAAGCUGCUAGUGGAAGAAGGGGCGAUGUUAACUUAGCCAAAGUUCUGAAAUUUGCAACCAGUGUGGAAGAGGAACCAAUAUUAGGGUUUACAUUGCACCCAAGUCUACAUUUUUCAGAGCGUAAAUCACAUCUACCCACAGGCAAUACGUGCAUCAACCGACUAAUGCUAACAGUUCCAGAGAAUGGAGGGAAGCUUCCUGAAGAAGAUGUCUUGUUUAACUUUUUCGAUUACGCUUUCUGCAAUGCUUACUAUGGAUUACAGUAGUCAGAUCUUGAGUUCAAUUACAUUAUGUGUAUUUUGUUAAUUACUAGCAGAAAUAGAAAACACUGCUCCUCGUAUAGAACAUGUGUUUAUACUAUUAGAAAGAUAUUAAGACAGAUUUUAAAAAUUUAUGUACUUCAAAUAUGAUUUGAGUGUUUGUAAUUUCCCUUAGCUUGAUUGAACAGGAGUCAAUACAUUCCAGUAUUGUAUAUUAUAUAUAUGUCAAAAAUGACAGUUCCUUGAAUCAGUUCUUAACAGCAGUAAAUGAAAAACUGUUCUAUCUAAGACAUUUAUCUUAAGCAUGGAAGUGUUCAUAUAUUAUAAUUGUAUCAGGACUAUAAUUAUGGUUAGAAAUUUGUUAAUGACGUCUAAGAUUGUAUGAAGUCUUGUGUUUUACUUUGACGAUUGAACAAUUAGUUUCAUUAUUUUGUAACUCAUGUAUGAAGCUUGUUCCCAUGCUUAUAUUUUGUUAAACUAUAGAGCCAUUGCUCUUGACUCUAAAAUUUCAGGCAUAUGAUUGUUUUUACUUAACACUGUAGAGAGAAAAGAAUUAUUUCUUCUGAAUCUUCACGUGGACCGAGUUUUAUUAAACUUUUAAGAUGGGGUUUCAUUGAAA